AUGCAGGGCGUGCGCGCAGGCCCCGGGGCAUCACGGCUCCCAGUCUGCGCUGGGACGUGCCCGCGCCCUAACGGACCUCGCCGGGCAGGAAGGCCGGGCCGGGUCGGGUCGCGCAGGGCAGCACUGGUCCUAGCCGCGCUCCUUCCUCUCGGCAACGCGUCCGGCCGCAAGCGCCUGUCAUUGGCCGGCGCCCAGCGGCCGCUCAUUGGUCUGCGGCCCCUGUUUUACAUAGGCUCUCCGGGCCAAUCGGCGUCCAGCGCCUACUUAACAUGCACGACUGCCGCCAACCUGGAGCGCAGGGACCGAGAGGCCGAGCACGGCUACGCGUCAGUGCUGCCCUUCGAUGGUGACUUCGCCAGGAAGAAAACAAAGGCCGGCGGCCUGGUCCGCAAGGCCCCGAACAACAGGUCGUCACACAAUGAACUAGAAAAGCACAGGCGAGCCAAACUCAGACUGUACUUGGAGCAGCUCAAGCAGCUGGUCCCGCUGGGCCCCGACAGCACGCGCCACACCACACUCAGCCUGCUCAGGCGCGCCAAGGUGCACAUCAAGAAACUGGAGGAGCAGGACCGCAGGGCGCUGAGCAUCAAGGAGCAGCUGCAGCGUGAGCACCGCUUCCUGAAGCGGCGCCUGGAGCAGCUGUCGGUGCAGAGUGUGGAGCGCGUGCGCACGGACAGUACAGGCUCCGCCAUCUCCACAGACGACUCUGAGCAAGAAGUCGACAUAGAGGGCAUGGAGUUUGGCCCAGGCGAGCUGGACAGUGUUGGCGGCAACAGUGAUGUGGACGACCACUACAGCCUGCAGAGUGGCGGCUGCAGCGACGGUGGCUAUGGGCCUCCCUGCCGGCGGCCUGGCUGCCCUGGCCUCUCGUAGGCCUGGUGCCCUCCGCCCUCGGCCCGCCCGCCUGCCCGGCUGAGUGUUUCAGCCCUCCAGUCCUCCCUGUGACCGAUGCCAGCCUUCUCUGCGGCCCACUGCUGUGCCAUUCUGGGAGCCCGGCUGCCGCCUGGGUUGCCUGCUGCCUGCCUGCCUGCCUGCCGGCCAGGGCCCACCAAGCCGCCCGUCUCUCCCAACUGGGCAGGGCCCCCUGCAGGGAGGCAGGGCCCUGCUCCCCCGUCC
Molecule: messenger RNA, 1116 nt
Organism: Orycteropus afer afer
Lineage: Eukaryota; Metazoa; Chordata; Mammalia; Tubulidentata; Orycteropodidae
Source: RefSeq, a predicted model, not a curated record